CUAUAAAAAGUGAAACGUCCCGAUCUCCUAAUAUACAUUAAAGCGCUUUUGUACGUGACUGGACGUCUAUAGCUUUGUAGAAAAAUUAAGAAUGAAGAGUGUGGUUGUAUUGAGCUUGAUCUUUGUCUUGGCUACGGCUGUAGCUGGACCCGCUGGCCAGUACACUGAUCGCUAUGACAACAUAAACAUUGACGAGAUCCUUGAAAACCGACGACUUCUCAUACCUUACGUCCACUGCUUGCUAGAACAGGGCAAGUGUACUCCUGAAGGCAAGGAACUUAAAUCACACAUAAAAGAAGCUUUAGAAAACAACUGUGCCAAAUGCACCCCGCCUCAAAGAACGCGUUCCCGUCAAGUCAUUGGCCAUCUUAUUAACCACGAACCAACAUUCUGGAACGAACUUUGUCAAAAAUACGAUCCUACUCACAAAUACACGCGUAAAUAUGAGCAAGAAUUACGCACAAUUGCCGCAAUGAACAGUUUAACAGUGGUUUGUUUGUUGGCCGCGGUGGCCAUUGCAACCGCCAUGCCGUCACCCUCGGAAACCUACACUGAUCGCUUCGACAACAUCGACCUCGACGAGAUUAUCGCUAACCGUCGGCUCCUCGUGCCCUACAUCCAUUGCGUACUGGACAAAGGAAAGUGCACUCCUGACGGCAAAGAGCUCAAAUCGCACAUCGCUGAGGCAAUUGAGAACGACUGCGCGAAAUGUACCGAAGUUCAACGUAAAGGAACUCGCAAAGUGCUCGGACACCUCAUCAACAACGAACAGGAGUUCUGGAACGAGCUGACUGCAAGAUACGACCCCGAACACAAGUACUCCGUCAAAUACGAAAACGAAUUGAGAACCUCUAAGUAAAUUAACAGGCGCACAGUUUUUCUUUUGCUCGAUG
Papilio machaon (common yellow swallowtail) is the source of this 893-nucleotide messenger RNA. RefSeq lists its product as uncharacterized. Bases 92 to 859 code for a protein of 255 amino acids. The record is from RefSeq and is a predicted model, not a curated record. The transcript is spliced from 5 exons. NCBI's taxonomy places the organism in Eukaryota, Metazoa, Arthropoda, Insecta, Lepidoptera, Papilionidae.